This is a messenger RNA of Saccostrea cuccullata (small rock oyster), 1590 nucleotides long. Its product is annotated as slit homolog 1 protein-like. The transcript has 2 exons. Gene Ontology annotation, molecular function: protein binding. Lineage: Eukaryota; Metazoa; Mollusca; Bivalvia; Ostreida; Ostreidae. The record is from RefSeq and is a predicted model, not a curated record. Bases 17 to 1402 code for a protein of 461 amino acids.
GAUUUUCUUUAUCAAAAUGUUAUUGUUUCUCUCAGCAACAGCUGCACUGCUUCUGCAAGUCGAACUUGCCCCUAUAACGCUGAGUUGUUCGAUCUGCGUUUGCACGGGGGAUAUAAUUAACUGUCGUGGCAUCGGUCUAACAACAAUGCCACACAUUCCAAGUAGUUUUGGGUCCUUCCAUCGGUUAGAUCUCAGCAACAAUUCUAUAGGAACACUCCACAGCCAUGUUUUUCGUGGCCUAAAUCAGCUGCGUGAUCUGGAUGUAAGCGAUAAUCAACUGACGAACAUUGACCGUCAUGCUUUUGCUGAUAUUUCCAAUAUUACUCGACUUAGUAUUGCUAGUAACCAACUAACAUCUCUUCCAGACGCUUUGAAUGAUCUCAGUGCCCUGGAGGCUUUAGACGUUACCGAUAACCCUAUACCUCCCGAUUCCCACGAUGGAUUUAAAAAUGAUAUCAUGCGACAUCUUGGUAGUAAGCUCAAAGAAUUUCAUUUCGGACAUGCCAUUAUAACAACAUGGCCUCAGUCUACCAAUCAUCUUCAAGCACUUGAAAUCUUGGAUUUAAACGGGGGCAACAUUGGCUACAUCCCGCCUUUUUUCACGGACGGUUUCCAAAGUCGUCUUCGUAGUCUUACCAUUCGGAACACAAAUUUACCAACCACUCCAGUACUUACAGGGUUGCGAAGUCUCAAAGAGCUUCACCUUGAUAAUAAUCAAUUUCAUGACUACGGAGUACUGGAAAAUUCCUUCAGAGGUCUUGACGCCUUAGAGACAUUGAGUUUAAACAGCGACAAACUUACCAAAUUUCCUCAGAUUCUCCACCACCUUCCAAAUCUUGUAAGCGUUUCCUUGGACGGAAAUAGUUUCUAUUACAUCAGCGACAAUGCCAUUACUCUGAUCCACGGAACAAACAUUACAGAGUUAAGUCUCCGAGACUGCAAUUUAGACCGCGUUCCUGGCGCCCUCACCGGAAACACUCUUUACCAGCUCACAAAAAUAGAUUUAUCUAAUAACAACAUUAACAGCAUUGAACGGUAUGACUUAGAUGGCCUUCAUAACAUCCGGAACCUAUCAAUAUCCAACAAUCCUUUGCAAUACGUCUCGUCCCAUGCGCUGAAUUUGACUUCUCUCCAAUUCCUUGACUUGAGCAAUACCAAGUUGACAACCGUCCCUAGGGCAAUAGAGAACAUUCCGAAUCUGAGAGCCCUUGACCUCGGCGACAAUGAAAUCGACUGUACUUGUGAUCUCAUCUGGUUCCAAAAACUGGUCAACCCUCAACACGCAACACUGGAUCUAAAUGGAAGUUGUGAGACAAUAGAUCGUACUGUUCUACAGUAUCUUGCUCAAUUCAUUCCUAAGUGCCCGGAUUAUUACAGAUCGCUUUCAAAUCCAACAAAAUAAAACUAAGACUUUAGAAUAUUUUGAUUUUCUCUGUCAGCAAUCUCUUACAAUAAUUUAUGACAACGUUGAUAAGUUGACUCAUUUUCAAAAACCUUUAUGUACCAAAUUGCUUAAAAGAGAAAUGUUUUGUAUACUUUUACACAAUUACUUUCACAUGUAAUCAAAAGAAAUCGAAAUAUCUUUAUCAA